Chironomus riparius is the source of this 2176-nucleotide messenger RNA. The record is from the annotation of a GenBank genome assembly. Lineage: Eukaryota; Metazoa; Arthropoda; Insecta; Diptera; Chironomidae.
GGGCAAAAUCGUAGUCGAAUAUAUUCGACUAUAAAUAGUCGCAUAUUAUAGUCGAAUAUAUUCGACUAUAUAGUCGCAUAUGCAUUUUUCAAAAAAAACCGUUAAUUAUCACGGUUUUAAAUUCAAAGUUGGUUUAAUUCUUUUAAUUAAUUAUUUCGUCAUUAAUUUAUUGAUCAACUAAUAUUUAUCGGCAUAGCUAUAAAAAAGUAAGUACUUCCAUCACUUUUCCUUUGCAUUUGUAUCGAUUAGUAAUUUUUUUCAAUGAUUUUAUUUAGAUGGGAAUAUUUGAUAUCAAAAAAUACUUGCGGUCACCAAAUAAGGGAAGAGGAAAGUGCCGAAAAUGCUCUAAGUCAUGUCAAUGGUCCAAGGAGAGAGUACAAAUGCAUAUUAGGAAUUGUGAGAAGUCGUCUGAUGAUGAAAAGUUGAUGUUCCCAACUAAAUUGCAAACAACUCUAAAAACUAAUUCAAGCAUCGAAAAUCCACAACAUUUAACACCUGAAUUACCAUCAUGCUCUACGAAUACGCUUAAAGAAGCUAUAGCUAACUUCAUAUUCAAAUCCGGUGUAUCUUUUCGAGUUGUUGAGUUAGAUUGCUUUAAAGAAAUGUUUUUUGUUCUUAAUCCAGCUUUAGUUGAAGCCAUUCCAAGCCGAAAAGAGCUUUCAACAGAUCUACUUGAUGCUGAAUACGACAAAGUACAGCGAAAAAUUCAUAACGUUCUCACUAAUUCAACGAAUUUGACUCUCAUAUCCGAUGGAUGGACAAAUGUUACUGGAGAUCAUAUUGUUAAUUUUUGUAUAAAGGCUCCUGGAAUGUCCACUUUAUUCUAUAAGUCUAUAGAUACUUCUGGUACCGGACAAACUGGUGAAGAAGUUGCCACGCAGAUAUCAAAUGUAAUUGAGGAAUUGGGACCUGAAAAUUUCGUGUCGGUUGUUACAGAUAAUGCAAGUAACAUGCGAGCUGCUUGGAACUUGAUUGAGUUUAAUUAUCCUCAUAUCGCUUGCAAUGGAUGUAGUGCCCAUGUGGUCAAUCUGUUGAUAUCUGACAUUCUCCGCUUGGAAACGUUUGCUAAUACAACAAAAGAUGCCCAAAAGGUCAUAAAAUUUGUCCGGAAUCAUGCCUUUGUCAAAGCUAAAUAUGAAGAAAUUCGGAAGGAACUAAAUGUUAGUAAAAAAUUAUCAAUGCCUGUGCCGACACGAUGGUAUAGCCACUAUACUUCAAUUAAAAAUUUGAUAGAUUCAAAAUAUGUUCUUAUGAAAUUGGUGGAUAUGCAUAAGUAUCAGUUAAAGGAAGUUAUGCCAAAAGAAGCGUCAAAAGAAGUGAUUAAAUUGAUUGAGCGUAAUAGUUUUUGGGAUAAACUGUGCAAAUUGGCAACAAUUCUUGAGUAUCCAUCAAAUAUUAUAGGUAAACUCGAGAAGGACAAUACAAGCUUAAAUGCUGUCUACGAUUACUUUGGCAAGCUUUAUACACACUUUGAACAAGACAAGACUAUUCAAAGACUCGUGAAGUAUCGUUGGGAUUAUAUUCUUACAGAAUCUAUGGGAGCUGCCUAUAUGUUGACUCCAAAAUUCAGUGUCGAUGGAGUUUAUGUAGACCACGACAAGAUCGAUAUCGUUGGUCACAUCAAAAAGAUUGUGGCUGUUGUUGAUCCUAUAAAAGCAUCUGAUGUUGAUGGAGAAUUUGCAAUGUAUGUCAAUAUGAUUUCAAAUCUACCAGCAGACAAGCAACAAAUGAUUUAUCAAAUGGACGCAAAGCCUUAUUGGAAGGUUUUUGGCAAAAAUGAAUUUCCAGCACUAUAUAUUUGUGCUAAUCGUGUGUUUGAUAUGGUGGCAUCGUCUGCUGCUUCGGAACGUGUUUGGUCUGCUUUUGGAUUUAUUCAUUCAAAUUCGCGUAAUCGAUUGAUUACAACUCGAGUUGAAAAAUUAACGUCAAUUUAUGUGAACAAUGCCAUUCUUAAGCAGCUAGAUGCUAUUAAUAGCUUAUUUUCUGAUGAAUUCUUAUAUGAAAAUGAUUUUGAAUAGCUGCAUUAUUCAUUAUAUUUAAAUUAGCAAAAAAAUAAAUAACGUAUUUUUUGAUUUUUGAAAAUCUCAUAUGCGACUAUAUAGUCGCAUAUAUUCGACUAUUUUUUUGUUCAUAGUCGAAUAUAUUCGAAUAUAUUCGACUAUUUUCCCAACCCUAA